UUCUAUAUAGCCAGAGGGUUUUUCCUGAUGAUCGUUCCUAGCAUCCGUAGCUCUGGCAUUAUAGGACAGUGGUCUGCUGAUGCCACCGAACAUGUGCACAUCACGGAGGUCAAAGACCAUGCAAGAUCAACCAACAACAAUAAUUAUGAUUCGCAAAUAUGUCGUUUUCUUGACCGCGCUGAUAAGUGCAAUAGGUUUGAUCUUGCCACCAGUCUUUUGGACCACAAGCUGAGCAUUGAGGAUCUGGAGGUUGUCCAAGAGGAACACGAAGAUGAGGACACCUACAUUGACAUGGAUGCGGACAUCAUCCCCGUGGAUUCUCCGUCCAAGACUCAACAACCUGGUCAGCCACGUCCUAUCACAGACUAUUUCACAAUUACCAAAAUGCUACAGCACAAGGAAGCAGAAUUGAAACCCAUCCCACUAGUACGCUCUUUCAUUGUUGGCCGCACUGCCCUCUAUCUCGCAUACGAUCCUUCCAUUAGGAAUAUUAGCGUCAAUGAAACUGCCAUCAUGUUCAACUUACCAGACCUUCGCCCAGCUCUCGCUGAUUUUCUUCACCAUGAGGUGACAUCUGGACACCAUAUUCAUGUGAUUGGUGGUCCUAGAAGAGCUGGACCCGAUGCUGAACUUCCAUUCAAUAAGCUUCAAGUGUGGUUCAAAAUUCAUUUACAAGAAAUGGACUUUCAUGAUGUCCACAAUAUUUGCCCUGCUCAGACGUUAAACUGUGCACCACCUAGUGGCCCCUGGACUCCAGUCCAUUAUGACACAGUCAUUAUCCAGACCAAUGCAGAGCAGUCAUGGCCUACCAGUGAUCUUUCAGGUCACUCCGUAGCCCAGAUCAGGCUUGUCAUAUGGCCUAUUGGCAAAUGUGGCAUGCCAUGGUCAUGGACAGAUCAGUUCAUCACUUACGUCCAACAAUUCAAUAUCUCGAGUGAACGCAAUCCAGCUAGUCAGCUGCAUGUGCUAAAAAGAUCGAAGCACUCUAAUGGCACUCAGAUGGGGGACAUCAUUCCAGUCUCUCAGCUGAGAGCACCUGUCCAUCUUGUCCCCUGCUUUGGCACCACUGCGGAUAUGUGUUUCACUGCCUACAACAGCAUGGAGCACGCCACCGAGUUUUGGCUAAACUAUUUUUGGGACAAAAAUAUCUUUUUGCACUGUCAGUCUAAUUGCGCUGAGUUCAUUGUGGGAACAACAAAACAGACUUGUAGGAAUCUGCUCUGA
This is a messenger RNA of Suillus clintonianus, 1224 nucleotides long. RefSeq lists its product as uncharacterized. The record is from RefSeq and is a predicted model, not a curated record. The annotation marks the transcript as partial. The transcript is spliced from 2 exons. Lineage: Eukaryota; Fungi; Basidiomycota; Agaricomycetes; Boletales; Suillaceae.